This is a messenger RNA of Vicia villosa (hairy vetch), 702 nucleotides long. RefSeq names its product protein HOTHEAD-like. The coding region runs from base 1 to 702 and encodes 233 amino acids. NCBI's taxonomy places the organism in Eukaryota, Viridiplantae, Streptophyta, Magnoliopsida, Fabales, Fabaceae. The record is from RefSeq and is a predicted model, not a curated record. The transcript has a single exon. Gene Ontology annotation, molecular function: oxidoreductase activity, acting on CH-OH group of donors; flavin adenine dinucleotide binding.
AUGACAACAGAUGUUGAAGAAGUAGCAGGUAAAUCAUAUGACUACAUUAUAGUUGGAGGAGGAACAUGUGGUUGUCCAUUAGCUGCUACAUUAUCACAUAACUUUUCUGUGCUACUCAUAGAAAGAGGUGGUUCACCAUAUGGAAAUCCCUUGGUGAUUGAUAGAAGAUACUAUGGUUUUCCAUUUAUUCAAUAUGACAACCACCAUAUGACCGUAGCACAACGAUUCACGUCGCAAGACGAUGUUGGCAAUGUACGAGGAAGAGUUCUCGGUGGAUCAUCAGCUAUAAAUGGUGGAUUUUAUAGUAGAACAAGUGAUGAGUUUGUUGAGAAAGUUGGUUGGGAUAAGAUGUUAGUUAAAGAAGCUUACGAAUGGGUUGAAUCGAAAGUUGUUUUUCCUCCGUAUUUCCUCACACCGUGGCAAUCUGUUGCUGAGUUUAGUCUUCUUGAAACUGGAAUUUUACCUUACAAUGGUUAUAGUUUGGAGCAUCUUAAGGGAACUAAGAUUUCUGGGAGUGUGUUUGAUGGAUUUGGACAAAGACAUACCUCUGCUGAUCUUCUAGAGGAUGGAAAUCCCAAGAAUCUUACUGUUCUUGUGAAUGCCACAGUUAAGAGUAUCAUCUUUCAUCACAAUGGUGACAAGAAUGAAACAAGUGCCAAAGGAAUCAAAUUCAUCAAGAGUAAUCGAAACUGUGUAUAUUAG